CUUCUACCUACGCCAACAACUUUUGCUACUCUUUACUGUGUUCCCGUUUGCGUUUUGCGUUUGGCCUACAGACCCAAUUUUUUGCUUGCGUUGUGCGCGGCUCCGCGAAUAGUUUUUCCCGAAAAAUAAAACCACGAUCGAGAGGGAGAGUGCAAAAUAGAGAUUAAAGUGAAAUUAAACGGUGCGAAAAUAACUCUCAAGAAUCGAGCGUUUGGCUGUGCAUAAAAUAAUUCCCCAUGUGUCCAUAACGGGAGUGGAGUGAAGUGGACUGUGUUGUGUCCCAUCGUGUGCCACUGCUAAUGUGUGUUCCUCCGUGUGUGUUUUUCUGGUUUCUGCUGCCUGCUAAUGUGCAAUUUUUAUGAAAUUAUCACAGAAUGAGGCAAGGCGAUAGAUAGCGCUGUUGUUGUGUCAUAGGAUUGGAGCAGCAGGCCCGGCCUCCCCCCUCCGUAAAAGUAAACGCAACAACAAGUUCCCCACUAUAUCUCUAUCUGUAGUGUGGCUGUGUGUGUAUCCAUACAGAAAACUGUGCUGGUGCUGUGUGUGUAAUAGGAAUUGCAAUUUAUACGUACCGUUGUUGUUGUACUUGUGGGAAGAGCUUUUCGCUUGUUGCGCGCGUGCGACUAUUGUGCAAGAAGAGUUUCCCAUUUCCCAUUGCAAUAAUUUCAUUCUCCUCUGCCGUGUGUUUGUGUUCCUCCCAGAAACCAAAAUUCGUUGUGAAAAAGACCAGGCCAAAGAGGAAACAGGCGAAACAAGCCAGCGAAUAGCAAGAGAAUCGAGAAAAUUGGCGCAGUAGCGCACAAAAAGAGAACGAAUAGUGAGAACAACACAAAAAAAAUAAAAUCGCAAAUGCGUUCGGCGUCGCUGGCUGUGUGUGUGUGCGUCUGGGCGUCUGUGUCUGGGUCUGGGUCUGGUCUGGUGUCUGUGUGAGGGGGGCGCAAAAAAUAUGCUAAAAAAGCUUUCGUCGUUGCCCCUCCGUGUCGUCGUCGCAGCAACAGCAACAGAAGCAGCUGCGGAAACUGUUGCUGCAGGCCGUGGCAGAACAAGAGCGAGAGAGGAAGCGAUAUACAGAGCAGAGCGGAGAGGGAGUGUGUGAGCGAGCGAUCGAUCCGCCGAAAGGGAGACAGCAUUAUGAAUCACACGCAAGCUUUGUUUUGCGAAUUAUAAAUUCGACUUCUCCACGAAUUCCCAUGUGAAGCGGAGAGGCCAAUAGCAAAAUAUAGAGGCACAGAAAGAGAGAGAGCGAAACAAAGGAGAAAAGAAAACCAGCAAAAGUACAAGACAUAAUAAUAGAACUUUUGCUUUCGGUUCCAACUGGUUUUCGUGCGCCCAAAGAGAGCUAAGGAGAGCGGGCGAGAGAGCGAGAGAGCGAGACCCAACCAGACAACAAAGAGGCGGCAGCUUCCUGCUGCUUCUUCUUCUCUUCGAUCGUCUUGGAAUCAUAGCUGGAAACCGGGCGCAUGCGCAGAAGCCGCAACGAAAGAACGAGAACGUGUAGCAGUCAGCGUCAACGUCAGCUACAUACACAUAUAUAAGAAAUUAUAAAAAUAAUUCUACCAUCGUUACCUGGCAUCAAUCAAUAAUCCAAUAACAAUACACAUCACAACGAAACGUACAAAAAUAAAAUUGAAAUAAUCUAUAUAUAGAGAAAGGACACACAAUAUACCGUAUAAGAUGGACACCUUCAAUGUACCUUUGCUGGCGGAGAGCACCAGCAGCAGCAGCAAUUAUGCGAUAGCAGCAGUCACAGAGGCAACAAACAGCAACAACCAUCAUCAUCAUCUGCAGCACCAGCAAAAUCUUAUGUCCCACCAUCACAAGGAUCAGAUGCUGGCGGCGGGAAGUAGUCCCAUGCUGCCAUUCCUCAGUUACUCUCAGCUGCAGCUGCAGCAGAAGGAUACUACUGCUACCAGCAGCAGCAAUGGUGCACAAUCAGCAUCCGAAGGAGCAGAAGCAGCAGCAGCAGCAAUUGCCACAGAUAAUUUUGAUGGCAGCCAAUUGGAUGGUGGCAUCUCUCUGAGCGGCCUCUGCGAACGCUUCUUUGUAGCCAGUCCCAAUUCUCAUAGCAAUAGCAACAUGACCCUAAUGGGCGCCCCCAAUCCAACAACCACAACAGCUAGCCAGCACAACACUAACAUCAACAACAACAACAAUUUGGAGGCUAAAAACGGGACCAGCCUCACAGGUGCGGGAGCUCCCCAAUCGCUGCAGAGAGGCGGAGGAUCAGUUAUCAUCGAAUCGGUGACCGUGCCUUCUUUUGCCAACAUCCUCUUCUCCCAUCGAAAUUCUCAAGCCACAUCGAAUGAAUGCAUCGAUCCGGCACUGCUGCAGAAGUCCUCACUAUCCAGCAGCUCCAUUAUAGAGUACCAUCAGCUGAAACCCCUGGCACCGAGUGCCACCAACUCGGCGUCCGUUUCCACCAGCAAUUUCCUGUCCUCGAGCACCGCUCAGCUGUUGGAUUUUGAUGUGCAAGGCACUUCCAAGGAUGAAAGCCAUAUAAGUACCACCACAACCACAGCUGGAGUGGGAAUAGGUGCAGGAUCGGGUUCGAGUUCAGGAUCCGCAUCGGGUGUACAAUCAACAACAAUCAGUGCCAAUCAGACAAGAAGCUCGCUGCACAGCAUCGAGGAAUUAGCUGCCAGCUCCUGUGUUGCACCCAAAACCACCCAAUCACCCAAUGGGAACGAGAACGAGAACCACAGGACUACCACUAGUACAACGCAUCAGCAGGAACAGCAGCAACAGCAUCCCAUACAACAAAGUGGCAAUCACAGUGGAUCCAAUCUCAGCUCUGAUGAUGAGUCCGUUUCAGAGGAUGAGUUCGGUCUGGAAAUCGAUGAUCACGGAGGCUACCAGGACACCACCUCCUCCCACUCACAGCAGAGUGGCGGUGGGGGCGGAGGCGGUGGCGGAGCUGGCAGCAACAUCCUCAACGGCAGCUCGGGCAGCAGCUCUGGCUACAUGCUGCUGCCCCAAGCGGCCAGCUCCAGCGGCAACACCAAUGCCGCCCACAUGUCCUCCGCCGCCGGAUCCGUUGGCACUGCCAGCGGCCCCAACGGUGGUGGAGGCGGUCCCGGCCCGGGCAAUGCCAUGGGCGGUACGAGCGCCACACCGGGACACGGCGGUGAAGUGAUCGACUUCAAGCAUCUCUUCGAAGAGCUGUGUCCCGUAUGCGGCGACAAGGUCAGUGGCUACCACUACGGCCUGCUCACCUGCGAGUCAUGCAAGGGCUUCUUCAAGCGGACUGUCCAGAACAAGAAGGUCUACACCUGCGUGGCGGAGCGGUCGUGCCACAUCGACAAGACGCAACGCAAGCGGUGUCCCUACUGCCGUUUCCAAAAGUGCCUGGAGGUGGGGAUGAAGCUGGAGGCUGUACGAGCGGAUCGGAUGCGGGGUGGCAGGAACAAGUUCGGACCCAUGUACAAGCGAGAUCGGGCGCGGAAGCUGCAGGUCAUGCGCCAACGGCAGAUCGCCCUCCAGGCUCUGCGCAACUCGAUGGGGCCGGACAUCAAGCCGACGCCGAUCUCGCCGGGCUACCAAGCAUAUCCAAAUAUGAACAUUAAGCAGGAAAUCCAAAUACCUCAGGUAUCCUCACUCACGCAAUCGCCAGACUCGUCGCCCAGCCCCAUUGCCAUUGCUCUGGGCCAGGUGAAUGCCAGCACGGGCGGAGUGAUAUCCACGCCCAUUAAUGCCGGAAACGGGGGCAGUGGCGGUCUGAACGGCCCCAGCUCCGUUGGAAAUGGCAAUAGCAGCAACGGCAGCAGCACAGGCAACAACAACACCGGCAGCAGCACAGGCAACGGUGCAGUUGGCGCCGGCGGAGGAGGCGGUGGAGGCAACAAUGCGGGAGGCGGCGGCGGCAAUAACAGUUCCACCGACGGCCUGCAUCGCAACGGCAGCGGCAACGGCAGCUGCCACGAAGCUGGAAUAGGAUCUCAGCAGAACUCGGCCGACUCGAAACUGUGCUUCGAUUCCGGCACUCAUCCAUCGAGCACAGCCGAUGCGCUUAUCGAGCCACUGAGAGUCUCCCCGAUGAUACGAGAAUUUGUGCAAUCGAUUGACGAUCGGGAAUGGCAGACGCAGCUGUUCGCGCUGCUGCAGAAGCAGACCUACAACCAGGUGGAGGUGGAUCUCUUUGAGCUGAUGUGCAAGGUGCUCGAUCAGAAUCUGUUCUCGCAAGUGGACUGGGCAAGGAACACGGUCUUCUUUAAGGACCUGAAGGUCGAUGAUCAAAUGAAGCUGCUGCAACACUCCUGGUCGGACAUGCUGGUUCUCGACCAUCUGCACCAUCGGAUCCACAACGGGCUGCCCGAUGAGACGCAGCUAAACAAUGGCCAGGUCUUCAAUCUUCUCAGUCUGGGGCUGUUGGGCGUGCCGCAAUUGUCCGACUAUUUCAACGAGCUGCAGAAUAAGCUGCAGGACCUGAAAUUCGACAUGGGCGACUAUGUCUGCAUGAAAUUCCUUAUACUUUUGAAUCCAACUGUACGAGGCAUUGUGAACAGAAAGACCGUGUCAGAGGGACAUGAUAAUGUGCAGGCAGCCCUUCUGGACUACACCCUCACCUGUUAUCCUUCAGUCAAUGACAAAUUCAGUAGGCUAGUGAACAUCUUACCGGAAAUCCAUGCCAUGGCCGCACGCGGCGAGGAGCACCUCUACUCCAAACACUGUGACGGCAAUGCACCCACCCAGACUCUGCUCAUGGAGAUGCUGCACGCCAAGCGGAAGGUGUAGGGCCACGUGGAGCACUAUAUGGAAUACUUAAAUCAUUUAUGAAAUGUAAAUAACAAGGCAGGAAAAUGGGAUGCAACCCCCAGAGGCAGAGGCAGAGGCGAGACGCCUCAAUGUAGAAAUUUCGAAUGCUAUGCGUAUGCGGAGCAGCAGGAGGAGAGAGGAGAGAGGAGAGAACGAGAAUUCCAUGUAGAGUGUACUAUAUGGAGAAUGCAUCAUCACUACUACCACCAACUAUCAAUCACACCAAUACACACACCACACAUACACAUUUGUUGAUUCAAUGUUAAUUAUUAUUAUGUUUAUGGCUAGGUCUAGACUACGUUUACGUUUAACUAAUUAAUUAAUUUGUCUUAAAUUAAUGCGUGUUUUAUUUUAAGUCCCUCUAAUGAAGCAACACUAUACGAUUUAUGUAUGGAUCUAUAGAGCAACAGAGGAAGAGGAAAAAAAUCCAACUUCUUUAGGAAUUACCGAAAACAAAAACAAAA
Drosophila subobscura is the source of this 5213-nucleotide messenger RNA. RefSeq names its product nuclear hormone receptor FTZ-F1 (gene ftz-f1). The coding region runs from base 1672 to 4728 and encodes 1018 amino acids. Gene Ontology annotation, biological process: hormone-mediated signaling pathway; tissue development; regulation of transcription by RNA polymerase II. Gene Ontology annotation, molecular function: nuclear receptor activity; RNA polymerase II cis-regulatory region sequence-specific DNA binding; zinc ion binding. Gene Ontology annotation, cellular component: RNA polymerase II transcription regulator complex. The transcript has 10 exons. The record is from RefSeq and is a predicted model, not a curated record. Lineage: Eukaryota; Metazoa; Arthropoda; Insecta; Diptera; Drosophilidae.